This is a messenger RNA of Aspergillus puulaauensis, 921 nucleotides long. It is a transcript of the gene GGC1, whose product is annotated as putative mitochondrial GTP/GDP transporter Ggc1. The transcript has 7 exons. NCBI's taxonomy places the organism in Eukaryota, Fungi, Ascomycota, Eurotiomycetes, Eurotiales, Aspergillaceae. The record is from RefSeq and is a predicted model, not a curated record. Gene Ontology annotation, molecular function: guanine nucleotide transmembrane transporter activity. The coding region runs from base 1 to 921 and encodes 306 amino acids. Gene Ontology annotation, cellular component: mitochondrion.
AUGUCUCCUGCAGUUGCUCACGGUUCCGCAUCCUCGGAUGUCAAGAAGGAAUCUGCCACUGCUCGUCUGCUUGGAUCAGGAACCGCUGGUAUUGCGGAACUCCUCGUCUUCCACCCUGUUGAUACCACGGCAAAGCGUUUGAUGAGCAACCAGACACGAAUUACGUCCUCCACUGGUUUCAACCAAGUCGUCUUCAAGGAGUACGCCACUGCCUCAGUGGGCCGCAAGUUCACCUCUCUCUUCCCCGGUUUGGGAUAUGCCGCUGGUUACAAGGUCCUCCAACGUAUCUACAAGUACGGUGGUCAGCCGUUCGCUCGCGAUUAUUUGGCGCAGCACUAUGGUGCCGAUUUCGACAAUGCUUUCGGAAAGGGUACCGGAAAGGCUAUCAUGCACGCAACGGCUGGAAGUGUGAUUGGCAUUGGUGAAAUCGUCCUGCUCCCUCUCGAUGUUCUGAAGAUCAAGCGUCAGACAAACCCCGAAGCCUUCCGUGGCCGUGGCCUCUUCAAGAUUAUCUCCGACGAGGGUAUGGGACUUUACCGUGGCGCUGGCUGGACUGCUGCUCGUAACGCCCCUGGAUCAUUCGCUCUUUUCGGUGGAUCUGCUUUCGCCAAGGAAUACAUCUACGCUCUGGAGGACUACAACAAGGCCUCGUGGUCUCAGAACUUCGUCGCCUCCGUCUGCGGUGCUAGCGCAUCUCUUAUCGUUUCCGCUCCCCUCGACGUGAUCAAGACUCGCAUCCAAAACCGCAACUUCGAGAACCCCGAGUCUGGCUUCCGUAUCGUCUCCAACAUGAUGAAGAACGAAGGUUUCACGUCUUUCUUCAAGGGUCUGACGCCUAAGCUUCUGAUGACCGGACCCAAGCUCGUUUUCAGCUUCUGGCUGGCUCAGACGUUGAUUCCUGCCUUUGGCCAGGUCGUAUAA